Lindgomyces ingoldianus is the source of this 1402-nucleotide messenger RNA. RefSeq names its product ser/Thr protein phosphatase superfamily. The record is from RefSeq and is a predicted model, not a curated record. The transcript has 2 exons. NCBI's taxonomy places the organism in Eukaryota, Fungi, Ascomycota, Dothideomycetes, Pleosporales, Lindgomycetaceae. Bases 416 to 1273 code for a protein of 285 amino acids.
CCAACAGUCGUUCGCACGACCACACUGAAUGCACAACGAAAAGCAUCGCCUCCAAUGACGGAUAUCGCGGAGCUUAGUCGAUCUAUUUAUUCCUCUAUUGUGCAUAAUACUGGAGGUAGGGCUGCAGGACGAGUGUGGUGAUGAUCUCAGCCCGGGCGUGGGUCGCAGCCAGCCUCAAUCCAGAAAACAACGAACCCGUUCAAUCUCACUAAUAUCGACCCACAUUGAAAAUAGUUCUUAUAUAGAAUGUAGAGCGUACUGUUGAUACUCGAUCCCUUUUGAUGAGGAGCUACUCCCAUUCUAAGAUUUCCGUCUAAAUUCAUAACGGCGUAUUAUUUUUGCUACUUUUCUACAAACAACAUCAGCUCUACCUACCAUACUUGUAAUCGCCUCCAGACUUUCAUCCUAACCCUCCAUGAAGCGACUCUCAGGCAUCUUUUCCUCUCCCAAGACUACUUUCCAGGUUCUCUCCGACCUACAUCUGAACCACGACUCACAGUAUCUGACAUUUCACAUCCCCGUUACAUCGCCAUACUUAAUACUUGCUGGAAACAUUGGUCGCCUUAUCGACUACGAAUCAUACCUCUCAUUCCUCAUCCGGCGAUGCAACCUUUACGAACGCGUCUUCUUCGUUCUUGGAUCCCUUGAGUUCCAUGGCCUCGCUAUCCCCGACGGACUUGAGCUUGCACGAAAGCUAGAGCAAGAAGAUCGCCUAAAGGGUAGGCUAAUCCUUCUAGAUAAGCGACGGGUUGAUGUGCCCGACACCGAAAUUUCGUUACUAGGGUGUACACUUUGGAGCAACAUCCCAGAGGAUGCAGAGUCGGCUGUGCUGAAGAAAGUCCCUGAGUUCGACAAGGCACAAGGAAUUCGAGAUUGGAGUAUCAAAUCACAUAAUGCUGCAUAUGUUACCGACCUCGCUUGGUUGCUGAGUGAAGUCAAGCGCAAUACCUCGUCUUCUACGACGACGCGUACACUCGUUGUGGUAACGUCGUUUGCGCCAGAACUUCGAGAAGCCCUCCCCCCGUGGCAAGUCGGCUCGCCAUGGUGUUCCGCAUAUGGUACAGAAUUACUGCGGGGCAUAGACUGGGCAGGAGUCAAAGUCUGGCUCUGUGGAUCCACUGGCCGAACAGGUGAGUUCAAGAAGUAUGGUGUCAAGGUUGUGAGUAAUCAGCGAGGUUGUGUGGGAGAAGAAGAGAAGGGACUACUAAGGGAUGGGCUCGCGGAGAAAGAAAAGAGAGGGCUGUUUGAUGUCACAAAGGUUAUUAAGGUGUAAGAAGACGGAGAACAAAAGCUAUACGAGUAACGUCUUCAAAAUGUAAAUUACUAAUGCCUGGGAUUGAAGAAGGGUGCAUUUUUAGAAAAGCGUAUUACGAAGAGCUUCAUUCAAACGUAUUGGUAUUAC